Cladophialophora yegresii CBS 114405 is the source of this 891-nucleotide messenger RNA. RefSeq lists its product as uncharacterized. The record is from RefSeq and is a predicted model, not a curated record. The transcript is spliced from 2 exons. Bases 1 to 891 code for a protein of 296 amino acids. NCBI's taxonomy places the organism in Eukaryota, Fungi, Ascomycota, Eurotiomycetes, Chaetothyriales, Herpotrichiellaceae.
AUGCACUGGGGAGCUCUUAAGCGGUUACUCCUCGAGCGUGGCGGGUUUCCCGCGCUCCGACACAAUACACCAAUGCACACCAAGCUCGUCUGGAGCUUUAUUGCCCUCUCGGGGCCGACCCCGGAUGGCAACCCGGCGUACGAGGACAGCUAUACAGAGUUGGCAGCCGCAACGCCAGGCUCUCCGGCCAAAGGUUCUAAAAGUGCCUUCAGAAGCAGCUGCGAGGAAUUCGUCCAGUUCUUCGACAAUCGACGGCGUCAAGCCUUGACGAAUCUCCCCUCGACACCUGCACAACAGAGGGAGUUCAGGAGCCAUCGUUUUCAAAACACGAUAUUCCAGGAGGGCACCGAGCUGUCCCGGGCGUUGGAAAGCAGAGACACGGGGUUCCUGAGUGCUGACAAGCGCAGAUCAGUCGACAACUGUCGAAUGGCGUGUUUGAUCUACUUGAAUCUAAUCAUGGCUGAAUAUGGCGUCCUUUCACCAGCCACAGAAAAUUAUCUGCGAUCUCUGCAACGCAUCCUCGACCAAGACGACGACGAUAGCAGUUUGACCGCCGAACAUCUCCUGUGGACUUUGCUCGCUGCAUUCCCACCAGAGGAGCAUUACAAGCGGAUAUGGAAGAUGUGCCGUCUGGUAGCCGUGGUCAAGUGUGCAAGGGCACAUACCUGGGUCGCUGUUGAGAACGCGCUGAGGACAUUCCUGCGGGCUCCGGAGUCCGUGGCCGGACUCGAGGCAGUCACGUCAGGUUGGAACCGCGAGGACUUUUUGACAGAGGUUCAACGGCAAGAGGGAACUGAUGAAGUCGCGGCACUCUUCCAUACGCGACACGGCGCUGAUGUCCCAUGCUCUGAGGGCUGCCAGAUUUGUGCUCUCAAGCCUGCUACAUUCUGA